Molecule: messenger RNA, 1596 nt
Organism: Spirodela intermedia
Lineage: Eukaryota; Viridiplantae; Streptophyta; Magnoliopsida; Alismatales; Araceae
Source: the annotation of a GenBank genome assembly
AUGAAUCGGGAGAAACUCAUGAAGAUGGCGGGUGCGGUUCGCACUGGUGGGAAGGGAAGCGUGCGCAGGUUUUACACUUUUGUACACUUCUAGUGCUAAAUAUAUUGCUUCUUCUUUUUUUAGUCAGUCUGUUGCUGAAUUAGCUUUGCCCAUGAUUGUAGUAAGUGUUCCAAAUCCGAGCAAGGAUGCUGGUUGUAUCUGCCUACUUCGCUGUCAUUGCGAAUACUAAUACUGGGCGCGAGAAGUUUGCAUCUUCAAUUGAUCAUGUCGAAUCUUUUUUUUUCAUGGAAUGAGAUUUAUGAUGAUGAUGACGAAGAUAAAUAUGAUAUUGGGCCGCAUCCUUCAUCAGAAGAGCCCGUUGCUUCAUAGUAUUUUUGGGUGGUGAUGAUUGUCUCUUUAAAAAUGGUUGCUCUUCCUUUAAUUUUCGUUUCAUCUUGAGUUAUACGCAUAAAGAACGCAUAUCAGUCCCUCAGGUAGGGAUGGGAUAUCAUACUGUUGCUAUGUUUUAGGAUCAGUCGAUAAUAUGCAGGAGUUGGAGAGGUGGUUUGGAUUGCUAUCAGAGUGAUUCGCGCAUAUUAUGUUUCUCUGAGUGUGGACCAUAAUAAUAAUUUCCUCCUUUUUGGGGUUUAAUACGACUGUGAAAUGAGUUUCACGUUUUUUCCCAUCCACAUAGUUUUUUAAAGGUAAACUACGAGGACAGUCUUGUCCUCCUUGUUGGCCGUCUGAACGAACAGCAUGGUUCACCUUGGUUGCUCUGUGUUUCUGCAGAAAGAAGAAGGCGGUCCACAAGACCGCUACCACAGACGACAAAAGGCUUCAAACCACUCUGAAGAGAAUCGGGGUGAACGUCAUCCCGUCGAUAGAAGAGGUCAACAUUUUCAAGGAUGACGUAGUGAUCCAGUUCUUGAACCCCAAAGGUAUGCGAAGGAAUAAUCGAACGAGACGCUGGAUGCAUGUUGUUCUACGACCAUUCAUCCUCCCCCCUCCCCCCCCAAUCACGCCGCUAACUAACGAAGCGUGUUGUUCAACUGUCUCCGUCGUACAGUGCAGGCCUCUAUCCCCGCCAACACUUGGGUGGUCAGCGGUUCUCCCCAGACAAAAAGUAAUAUUUCUCACUCUUCUCGUUCUUCCUGCUGGGUCUCCCUCACCAUCAUCCAUCCUUUUGAUGCAUUCACUUACCAGGGGUAGAUUUUCUCUUUCCUCUGGUUUUCUUUUCAUCCUUUCCUCAUCUGACGAGUUUCUCUUCGGCGGCAGAGCUCCAAGACUUGCUGCCCGGGAUCAUCAACCAGCUCGGUAAGGCCUUCUUCUUCACAAAAAAUGAAGCUCCUCUUCCCGCUGAGACUUUCCAGUUGCCGUCAUCUGAUUCGUUCUGGUGGGGUGGGUCGUUUAGGAGCGGAUAACAUCGACAAUCUGAGGCGGCUUGCCGAACAGUUCUCCAAGCAGUCUCCUGGAGCUGCCGCCGCCGCUGCCGCCGGCGGAGAGGAGGAAGACGACGAUGUUCCGGACCUUGUGGAAGGCGAGACGUUCGAAGCUGCUGCGGCGGAGGGAGAGAGCAAAGCUGCGGCGGAGGGGAAGGGUAAAACCGCGGCUUCCUAG